Molecule: messenger RNA, 1617 nt
Organism: Penicillium paradoxum
Lineage: Eukaryota; Fungi; Ascomycota; Eurotiomycetes; Eurotiales; Aspergillaceae
Product: MDR family MFS transporter
Exons: 2
Coding region: 1-1617 (538 amino acids)
Biological process (GO): transmembrane transport
Molecular function (GO): transmembrane transporter activity
Source: RefSeq, a predicted model, not a curated record
AUGUCUCCAUCGAUAGACAACAACUCGCUCGACGAGCCCUCGGACCAGGACUCGAAGACCACCGAGAAGCUCUCCGAGGUCAAGCAAGAUGGAACCAAUCUUCCAAAGGGGAUCCGGCUGGUAGCUAUCAUCAGUUCUAUUAUAUUGGCCAUGUUUCUGGUUGCAUUGGAUCGCACCAUCAUUGCUACAGCAGUUCCCCAGAUCGCAACACAAUUCAAUGCUCUCGAAGACAUCAGUUGGUAUGCUAGUGCAUAUCUUCUAACAAGUUGCGCCACCCAGCUAUCCUGGGGCAAGGUUUACACAUUCUACUCGACCAAGACGAUCUUCUUGAUCGCAGUCCUAAUCUUCGAAGUCGGGUCUGCAGUCUGUGGAGGCGCUCCUACCUCCAACGCGUUCAUUGUCGGGCGCGCUAUAGCAGGAAUCGGUUCGGCAGGCAUCUUCUCCGGCGCGACUGUGAUAAUCGCACAGAUCGUGCCCCUGGCCAAACGGCCCAUCUUCGUCGGACUGAUGGGCUCAACAUUCGGAAUUUCUUCAAUUGUUGGACCUUUGAUGGGUGGUGCUUUCACAGAUAAGGUGUCAUGGCGCUGGUGCUUCUAUAUCAAUCUACCCAUCGGCGGCUUUACCAUGGUCGUGCUGUUUUUCUUCCUGGCCGUGCCAUACACACCCAAAACGUGCACUUGGAAGCAGCAUAUCCUUCGGCUCGACCCGCUCGGCACCGUCGUUUUCCUGCCUUCUGUCAUAUGCUUCCUGCUUGCUUUGCAAUGGGGCGGUACAGCUUACAAGUGGGGCAACGGACGUAUUAUCGCCCUGUUCGUGAUCUCAGGUAUCUUGAUAAUCGCCUUCAUCGCUGUGCAGAUUUGGCUCAAGAAGGACGCAACAGUACCACCUCACAUCUUCAAACAGCGCAGUAUCACCAGCGGAGUCGUCUUCUCCAUGUGUGUGGGUGGCGGGAUGAUCUCCAUGCUGUAUACACUUCCCCUCUGGUUCCAAGGUGUGCGCGGUACCUCGGCUGUGAAAUCCGGCAUUGAUACAAUUCCAAUGGUACUUGCCCUCGUUGUUGGAGCCAUCAUGUCUGGCAGCAUCAUUACCGCAACGGGGUAUUAUGUUCCGUGGAUGUUCGUCGGGGCGAUUUUGAUGUCGACGGGCGCAGGGUUGAUGACAACCUUCGAGCUGGAUACUAACCACGCCGCCUGGAUAGGCUACCAGGUGCUGUUCGGUAUCGGUAUCGGAACAGGGAUGCAACAGCCCUCUCUAGCGGCGCAGACCAUUCUUCCAAUGAACGAAGUACCCAUUGGCAUCUCGCUCAUGUUCUUCUCGCAGUCUCUCGGUGGUGCUGUGUUUAUUGCUAUCUCUCAGUCGCAGUUUCAGAAUUAUCUGGGCGCAAACCUAUCUCAUAUUCAGGGCAUUGAUGUGGCCAGGGUCCUGAGAUCUGGUGCAACGGAGCUUUCGAGUGUGGUGCCAGCUAGCAAGCUGACUGAGGUUCUUAUUUUGUACAACAAUGGUCUUCAGCACUCUUUCAUUGUCACCGUCGCGGUGUCUUGUCUGAUGAUUGUGCCUGCGCUGACGAUGGAAUGGAGGACAAUUAAAAGGAAAGCACCACCAGCUUCAAAUGCUUGA